Messenger RNA from Rangifer tarandus platyrhynchus (Svalbard reindeer), 1260 nucleotides. The record is from the annotation of a GenBank genome assembly. Lineage: Eukaryota; Metazoa; Chordata; Mammalia; Artiodactyla; Cervidae.
AUGGAGAAGACAGAGGCAGGGGAAGAAGAAAGUAGACGAGGAGCAGAGAUGCGAAUGGACCUAACGGUUGUGAAGCAAGAAGUAAUGGACUGGUCAGAAAUGGUAGAAGGAACGCUGAAUGGCCAGUGGGUAAAGCAGGAGCCGGACGAACCUGAGGUGAAAGAAGAAAAACCAGGCACAUUGGAGGUGAAGCAGGAGAUGGAUAGUAAUUUGAUGGUGAAAGAAGAAAAGGUAGAAACAGAGAUAAAGGAAGAGAAAGUGAAGGUGAAGGAAGAAGUGCUGGACUGGUUAGAAGUGAAGGAAGAGAAGAAAGAUAGCUUGGAGAUUAAACUUGAGGAAGUGUCUCUUGAUCAGAAUAUUAAAAAGGAGGAAAUAAUGGAUGAAGUGUAUGUAAAAGAAGAGAAGUAUUUCCCCAAAGAAGAAAUGAUGGAUGAUACAAAGGUGAAAGAGGAGCCUCAGAUAAAUCCCUCAGUGGGCUCCAAGCGGAAACUGGCCAUGUCAAGAUGUGAAACUUGUGGUACAGAAGAAGCAAAGUACAGAUGUCCACGUUGUUUGCGGUAUUCCUGCAGUUUGCCCUGUGUAAAGAAACACAAAGCAGAACUAAUAUGUAACGGAGUUCGAGAUAAAACUGCCUAUGUUUCAAUACAACAGUUUACUGAAAUGAAUCUCCUAAGUGAUUAUCGAUUUUUGGAAGAUGUGGCAAGAACAGCAGACCAUAUUUCUAGAGAUGCUUUCUUGAAAAGACCAAUCAGCAAUAAACAUAUGUACUUUAUGAAAAAUCGUGCUCGAAAGCAAGGUAUUAAUUUAAAACUUCUACCCAAUGGAUUCACAAAAAGGAAAGAAAAUUCAACAUUUUUUGAUAAGAAAAAACAACAGUUUUGUUGGCAUGUGAAGCUUCAGUUUCCUCAGAGUCAAGCUGUGUAUGUAGAAAAAAGAGUACCAGAUGAUAAAACUAUUAAUGAAAUCCUAAGACCUUACAUUGAUCCUGAAAAGUCUGAUCCUGUAAUUCGUCAAAGGUUGAAAGCCUACAUUUGCUCUCAGACUGGGGUCCGAAUUUUAAUGAAGGUAGAAAAUAUACAGCAAAAUUUAGUAAGAUAUUAUGAGCUGGAUCCUGACAAAAGUCUCCUUGACAAUUUGAGGGGCAAAGUGAUCAUUGAGUACCCAACAUUACAUGUGGUAUUAAAAGAAUACAGUAAUGACAUGAAAGUUCUUCACCAAGUGAAUAGUGGAUCUACUAAGAACACUGGUGAUGAAAAUUGA